AAAGCCGAGAAGGCUAUAAUCUACAACAGUACUAAGAAGAGGCUAAAUGAUGUCAUUUUGUUUGUGGUGUUAUGGAAGAUCGUUUCGGACUGCGUUUUAUAAUAAGAAAAAUCUAUAUUAACAGAUGAUUUGAAUUAAAUUGUAUAUAUUAAAAAUAUUGGACACGUCAGAUUUUCAAUAGAAUUAAAACCGAAUGAAAAGAAGACAUGGAUAGAGAGAAAACAAAAGGAGCCUUAAAACGAGGACCAAAUAAGGUAAAAGCGCUUUUUCCUCCAGGUGAUUUUAUUGCUUUGGGUACAAAAUCUGCUAGAACAGACACUCCUGAAACUAAAGUAACUCCAAAAGUGCUUGGAUCAACCAGUUCAUCCAGUGAAAGAAAAAGAGAAAGCUCUUCGUCGUCGUCAACAUCCGGUAUACCGACAAAAAAGCAGAAACUUUCAUCGGUCCCACCGAUUACACCGAUAGGAAGAUUAAGUAGUCAUGGCAAGCAUGAAUCGGGAAAAACUGACCAGUGGGAUUCAAUAGCCAUUGAAGUCGAUCCGUCAGAACUGUUGAAUAAAAUAUUUGAAGCAGAAGAUAUGGGUGACGACAACAAAGUGGAAUUAAUGCUGUUGGGAUCUGUAAAGCAUCUGAAGAUUAGUAGAGCAAAGCCUGAGCCAUCUCUUUAUUUGAGUCUUAUGUAUUUAGCAAAGUCCAGGCCUAUGUUGUUUUUAAAUAAAAUGGUGGUAGAAGCAUUUUGCAGUUUAUUAAAACGAGAUGUUAGCGUAAAUUUUAAAACAAAAGGGAACAAUUUGGUUUCGAUUUUAGCUGCAAAUGUGUUAAUGGCAUCACACCACGAUGAAGGUAGAUGGCCGGAAAGUUUUAUUAAAGUGUAUGUUGAAGAUUCACUGGGAGAACGAAUUUGGGUCGAUCAUGAUGAUUGCAAAGGAUUUGUUGAUAAUAUUCUUACGGCAUUUAAUACUAAGAUUCCACCAAAAAGUAUGCUCGCUCCUGAACGUUCUUUCCGACCUGAUGCUUGUCCAAGUCCUCCUACUAUUGGUACAGAUGAUGAUGAAGCAUCCUCAUCAAGUUUGAGCUUAGAAUGUAGAGAAAAUUUAGAAAACAUUGUAGUUAUUCCUAGAUAUCUGCAUAUUGAAGACAGUAUAGAAAAAUAUAUUUUAGAGGUACUUCAUGAUCAAUUGACAAGAAGACAGCCCAUGGAGAUAUCCCGUAAUACUAUUCGUUUAUUGGUAUCUACGUGCGGAAUAAGUGAAGUAAGAUUAAUGGUAGCUCAAAAACUUGAAAUGUGGCUUCAGAAUCCAAAAUUAACACGACCUGCACAAGAUUUGUUAUUAGCUGUUUGUUUAAACUGUAGUCAACAUAAUCAACAUGAUGUUGAUAUAAUAAGCCUGCUGAUAAAAAUACGUCUGAAAACUAAGCCUGUCAUUAAUCAUUUUUUUGCUUGCAUGAAAGAAUUAUUAAAUCAACAUUGUGAAAAUUUAUGCACUGUGUUAAAGCAUGCUAUUUAUAAUGAAUUAUCUAAUGCUCGUAAUCCAAAUAAUAUGCAAUUACUUGGAAUAAUAUUUCAGCAUUCAUCUAAACGUGCUGCAAAAGUUUUAGCCGAAGUUUUUCAGGAUCUUCUUAUUAAUCGCGAUGAUUAUUUAAGAGCUCUUAGAGCUUUAUUUAGAGAAAUAGUUCGCACUGUUCGUCAUGAUCUCAACUUUUCUGCAUUCUGUUGCGGUUUACUUCAGGAAAGAAAAGAAUUGAUGUAUAAGGAACUAGAUCAGCAACUUAGAGAACGUUUAUUUCUUUCUAUAACUGACCUUAUUUCUUUAGCAAUUCUAUUAGCUAUAAGUCCUGCAGUUCGCGAUGCUGCUAUUGCUUAUAACAGAGGAGAUAAGAAAGAUAUUGCAAUAUUAAAGAAUUAUCAGACAUUAGUUGCUAAUAUUCAAAAAGAUGUGGUUGUUUGGAUGCAUACAGUUGUUCCAAAAAUGAUUAAACCAAACAGGAAUGAAUAUGUACAUUGUUUUCAUAAAGCCUUCUUCAUGGAACAAGCAGAUCAUUACUGUAAUAAGGAUAAUUGGCCUCCAGAAUCCGAUAGGAUGUUGAUGCUUCGCUUAGCUUCUGAGGUACCAGUUCUUGAAGAGACACUAAUGAGAAUAUUGAUUAUAGGUUUAUCAAGAGACCAUCCUCUUAAUGCUGCUGACACAAUUGAAUUAGCUGAUCAUUUAAUUAAGCGUGCUGCUUCAGUUCACAUGGACAGCAGUAGUUCUGUUAUACAUAUUGAAAGAAAUGAAAUUUUUGAAGCUUUAUUUAAUCUUUCUGCAUAUCAUCAUCCUGAAAACAUCAGCCUUCCACAGGGAUAUCAUCCACCAAAUCUAGCAAUUUCUGAACUUUAUUGGAAAGCAUGGAUAAUGUUGUUAAUAAUUGUAGCUCAUAAUCCUUCUACCUAUGGUAGAGUUGCAUGGGAAAAUUACCCUACCCUUAGGAGCAUGAUGGAAAUGUGUAUAACAAAUCAGAUAAUAUUUCCACCUCCAACGAUGGCUAUGGAUGAAAAAGCUGAUGAAAUGUGUAAUACAGAAUUACAAAUUUCACAGCUUGAACGUGAUAAAAUAUUAGAAUUUGAAAUACAUCUUGCAGCAGCGUCAACUAAAGUCACUAUUACUGAGCACAAUAGUUUAUUAUUAUCAAAAUUAAUAACAAUGGAUCCUUGUGGUGUAGUGAGAAAACCACCUGCAGCAGUAAUGGAACAAUUAAAGUCUUUAAACCAAACUUUAAAAAUAGGGCAUUUAUUAUGUCAUAGUAGAAAUCCUGAUUUUCUUCUUGAUAUUAUACAUAGACAAGGAACUUCACGUUCAAUGCCAUGGCUUGCUGAACUAGUUGAAUCUAGUGAGGGUUCAUUUAAUAUGUUACCAGUUCAAUGUUUAUGUGAAUUUCUUUUAAAUGAAAGUUCAAAUGGUGCAUUAAAUUUGGAGAAUAAUGAAGAUUCAAAAGAUGAAAUUAAAAAUGAAAAAGGUGAAAAAGUAAAAAAUCGAAAGAAACAAAAGCAGCAACAACUUUUGCAAUUUUUACAAAAUCUUUUACAUAAUCCAAGUGAAGAUGCUUUACCAACAAGUGAAGUUCUAGAUUAUUUCAUGAGGAGGCUGAGCUCUCAACAAUUUAGUGCUAGAUCACUUUCAGUUAAAGCAUUAAAUUUAUUGCUAUCUCAACCUAAUAAAUCACCAAGUUCUGAUGAUGAUGAUUUAUUUGAUAAAGAUGCAAGUGGAGAAUAUAAUUGGAUUUUGAAACAUUUGCCUCUACUUCCUCAUUUUGAAGCUGUUAAAAUACAAAUUAGUCAUGCCUUGAGACAAGCUUGUAAAGUUGAAAAUGAUCCAGCAGCUGUUAUUGCAUAUGUUUGCUUUUUAUCAAUGAACACUCCAGAUGACAGUUUGCAAGAUUUUUCUGAUUUAGCAUUAGAUAUGGCACAGUUGAUUGUGGAGCGGCCAAUUAUUAAUUGCAUUCUUCCCCAAGACCUCAAUUAUGCCAACAACAAUAAUACUUUUCUCAUUGCAAUAUCUGAUAUUUUUAUAAAAUAUUUAAGGAAAGCUAAAGAGCCAUCGAAAGAAGCUUAUUCGUGGUCUUCAUCUCAAGGUCAUAUUUUAGUUCAUUGGUCAACAGGUGAAGCUGCCACAAUGCAUAUUCUUGUUGUGCAUGCUAUGAUCAUUUUACUCACUUAUGGCCCACCUAAUAAUCCCAGUCAGUUUUAUGAAUUAUUGCAAACAUGGUUUCCUUCUGAUUGUAAUCCUCCCCAAGCAUUUCUUGUAGAUACAUCUGAAGAAGCACAAUUGUUACCAGACUGGUUAAAGUUAAGAAUGAUUCGUUCUUCAGUUGAUAUACUUGUAGAUGCUGCUCUAAAAGAUCUUGAGCCAGAUGAGUUAGUACUGUUUGUUCAAUCAUUUGGAUUGCCUGUAAGUAGUAUGAGUAAACUUCUUCAUACCCUUGAUUUAGCAGUGGAAUAUGAUAGCUCAGCUGUAGAACAGGUUGUUGUUGAUAAAGCUUACAUGUCACAAUUGGUCGAAGUGCAACAUCAGAGAGGGGCUGUAGGUGGCACAAAAUUUGCUCAGUUAUUGUUAGAUCGAGAUGAUGAUAAUGUGAAACUAGAAGACAGCUCACCUCUUCCAGCUCAAACACCUGUUAUUCAAAGAGCACCACCAAAACCACCCACUCCACUAUCACCAAAAGUUAUUCAUCAUUCUUUGUUACAGUUAUUUCUUAUUGACAAAUCUGCAGGAAUCCUUACAUCAAGGCAACAACAAGAUCUAUUCAAACGUCUGCAGAAAGCAUUAUCACAGUGUAUAUUAAAUAAAUCAGACAGUAGUUCUGUUUCAGAAUUUAUCAUAGCUUGUGAACAAAUCUUAAGAAGUGAAGAUAAAAUUGCAUUUAUUCAGGCACUCCAUAAUAAAAUUUCUUAUUCUUCUGCUUUAUUUAAAAUAGUUUUGAUUUCUCAAGCAAACUCUAGUGUUUCAUCCCCAUUAACUUUAAAAUUGCUUUGGAUUUGUAGACAAAUAGUAUCACAUUCUCCAAAAAAGUCAUCAUUUUUAUCAAUAAUUAAAAAUUUUACUGAUAAGUUAUGUAGCUUUGAUAAUUCUUCAUGCAUUGAAGAUUGGCAACAAAAGUUAAAUAAAAUAAAAUCAUCUGAUAAGUUGGAUGUAAAUUCAAUUAUUGAAGUAUUUAAAGCAUUACUUAAAGAUAAGCCUGCUUAUUUAGAAGAAGCAGUGAAAAUAUUAGUCAAAGAAUCAGUAAUGAGAAGUGAAACACGAGUAUUAAUAGAAGCAAUGACAAAAUUAAUUAUUGAAAAUACAUUGUCUAUUUCUAAAUCCGAUCCAGUUUUUUGUUUGUUUGUAGAUUGGAUAGAACAGUUGGAACCAGAAAUUAUAUCUUCCUGUCCAGAAUUUCAACAAACUCUACUUUUUUUCAGAAAAGAAAACAAUGUGAAAACUAGUGAAGUUCCUGUACCUUUUCGUCCAUAUUUGUUAGCAUUACUUACUCACCAAGCAGGUUGGAGAACACUUCAUUACUGCAUUAAUUUAGUUCUCAGUCCAAAUGAAAAUAUAAAAAGUAAAUUUCAUUCUUCAGCAGUAUUAGAUUUUCUUUGGGCAUGUAUGCAUAUUCCAAAAAUAUGGCAAGGAAGGGUUAAAAAAACACCAAAACAUUACACUGAAAAUGUUUUGGUUCCUGAUGAAGCACAAAUAUGUUGUGUUAUAGAUUAUAUUAUAGAAGAAGCAAUUGAAAAAGAUCAAAGGCUUCCUAAUUUUGAAACUAACAUAGUAAUAAUGAAUAGGUUACAGUUGUUACUAAAAUGUUGUAAUUUUGAGCAUACAUUGAAUGCUGCUGUGUCUCAUCUUGUGAAUAUCAUAGCAAAGACUGAAGAUAAAUUGAAAAUAGAAAUGGCACAACAACUGUUUUUACAAAUGUAUUUUCAAAUUCCUAGUCUUAUAAGAGACAUAACUGAUAUUUCUACUUUGUUCAAAGAUAUUGAAAUGACAACAAAUAACUUCAGCAAGUUAGAUGUUAUUUCUCAUACUUUAUUAACUUCAUUAGCAGCAGCAGACUCUUCAAAACAUUGUUAUGAACAUAUGACUGAUUUAGAUCUUAUAUGCAGAAAAAUUGCAUCUGCUCAUCCCAUUUUAUUAUUAAGACAGUUGCCAAUGUUAACGGUAUUAUUGCGAGGACGAGUAAGUACAGAAUAUAUUGCAUCGCGAGCAAGAAACCAUGUAACAUUUUUCACAUGCAUUUUAGGAUUAUUAGAAUUACUAUCUCCAUACAUUUUUAAACAGCAAUAUGUCACAUCUUUAGAUGAGAUUUUUAAAUUAUAUAUAGAAUUUUUUCAGAUUCAUGCUCCAUGUAAUAGGGACCUUGUAUCAUUAUUAAAUCGUUUUCUCCUUUUUUUGAAGCAAUAUUUUUUAAUGAAUCCUCAGAAUGCCCAAAAACUUGUUCAAGAUCAAAAAGAAUCAUUUCAAGAACUAUUUUCAAUAUAUCCUGAAGUUAGCAAUCUACGAACAAUAAUGACAGGAACUGCAUUACAACAGUGGAGUCAUGAUAUACUAUAUGUAGAAAGAGAUCCAAGUACUUCAAAAGUUGGACCUCUUGGUAGCUCUUGGAAUCAGGGUCAUUUAUCAGCCAUUGGAUCAAAAUUAUCAAUGGGACAUAGCAUUGAAGAAGUCUGUUGUGCUCUUCAAGAUUUAGAGAAUAUGGCAACUCGGAAAGUUCAAGUUUUAGAUUACUUUCUGGAUGACUUUAAAAGACUUAUCCAAAAUUCAAACUCCCAGUGUCGAAAUUUAGCCUUUACUCUUUUAAUAAAACAUCUUAAAACAAAACCACAUUUAUCAAGAUUGUGUGUAACGGCAUAUCUUCAAUGUUUGGAAAGUGAACAUAGAGACGUUGUCCAUAGUGCUUUAAAACACUUACCAGAAUUUGUUAUUCUUGUUCAAGAAUUUGCAAGUUUAUUAUUGCAAAAAGCAUUUAUAAUUGGAAUAUCCACAAAUGUGAACAGUAUUCCCCAUAUCUGUGAAGCAAUGAUAUUAUUAAAUAUGCAGUCAGGAAGUUAAAGUUUUUUGUAUAAUUUUUGUUUUGCCAUAAAACAAAAUAUAAUUUUGUUUUUGUUAUGUAAAAAGAGAUUUUACUAU
Molecule: messenger RNA, 6644 nt
Organism: Centruroides sculpturatus (bark scorpion)
Lineage: Eukaryota; Metazoa; Arthropoda; Arachnida; Scorpiones; Buthidae
Gene: IntS1
Product: integrator complex subunit 1-like
Exons: 2
Coding region: 207-6566 (2119 amino acids)
Biological process (GO): U2 snRNA 3'-end processing
Cellular component (GO): integrator complex
Source: RefSeq, a predicted model, not a curated record